AUGCAAGAAAUACCAGAUUUGGAGUCAACAGCGACGAAAAUCUGGGCGGUGAGCGGGGCGCGGUACAGGGGGGAAGAAGUCGCUAAGCCGGGGAGAUCGCUUACGGCGGCUCGACAGCCGGUGACGUGGGGGCGGUCCGCCGACGCCGCCGUGUUAGUAGGCACGCAGGCGGCAGGCGGCUGGCGGGCAAAUCCGGCGGCUUUGCAGUUGGAGCUUAGGCUGGCCGCGGAGGACCGGCAGAAUUUAACCCGGCCAGAUAAGUCGCAAAGCCGAUUAAAUAUCCGAAGGGCGGUCGCAGCAGGAGCGGCGGCGUCGCGACGUGUGGGCUGCCGGCCGGGGGCCGCUCCUCCCGGGCCGCCACCACAGCCCCUCCCGGCACCACCACCACCAGCACCACCGCGAACAGAUGGCCGGCUUGGAUCGCCGCGCUGCGGCGCCUAUCGUUGUGCCGGCGCGCCGCCCUGCCGCAGAAGAGAGAGCCGUCGCCCCCCUCUGCCCCCCCCCCCACCCUGCCCCCGGCCGCCCUAUAAACUGAGCUCUCGCCAGAUCCCGUGCUGCGUGCUGCCUGCUGCCCGUGACGCGGCCAUCGAUCCCGCGAGCCGGCUCAGCCUGAAGGCGAGAACUCGGGCAGCCUCCGCGCUGUGCCGACUUCCACAAGAGGCGUCGCUCCAGUCGCUGCCGCUGGCACUGACGUCGAGGAGGCUGCGUGCACUACAUCCAUUCUCAAGCAUUCCGCCUCUGCUCGUCGUAAUUAAACAGCGACAGGCUAGUGGAACGUUUGUGGCGUCAGCCUGGAACGGCUGA
Molecule: messenger RNA, 804 nt
Organism: Schistocerca piceifrons (Central American locust)
Lineage: Eukaryota; Metazoa; Arthropoda; Insecta; Orthoptera; Acrididae
Product: serine/arginine repetitive matrix protein 1-like
Exons: 2
Coding region: 1-804 (267 amino acids)
Source: RefSeq, a predicted model, not a curated record